This is a messenger RNA of Aspergillus fijiensis CBS 313.89, 1489 nucleotides long. RefSeq lists its product as uncharacterized. The coding region runs from base 151 to 1080 and encodes 309 amino acids. The transcript is spliced from 3 exons. Lineage: Eukaryota; Fungi; Ascomycota; Eurotiomycetes; Eurotiales; Aspergillaceae. The record is from RefSeq and is a predicted model, not a curated record.
GUGGAUCCGAGACUUAGUACUUACUCGUACUAGCGAUCGACCCCGCCGAUCUACACCGCUUCAGCCACAAGUGGUGGUGACUGACUGUGACUGCCCCUCAUUACUUACAGUCACAGCCAGUUACAGUCAAAGACUGACUCGAUCCUCACCAUGUCCUUCUCCAACUUCAUCUCCUCGGCCAUCGAGCAGGCCGCCAGCAACUACGCUGGUGGGAACAGCGGCAGCAACAACAACAACAACAACAACAGCGGGAACGCACACCACGGUCAGGGUCAGGGCGGUUCCUAUGGUGGUGAGCAGCAGGGUGGAUAUGGGUAUGGGGGCGAGCAGAGCUAUGGCUCCCAGGGCGGUUCCUACGGUGGUAGCCAGGGUGGUUACGGCGGUCCCCAGGGCGGAUACGGCGGCGAGCAGGGCGGCUACCAGCACCAGCAGCACCAGCAGGGCGGGUACAGCGAGGGCGGUUCCUACGGCGGGGGAGGUCCCCAGGGCGGUUCCUACGGCGGCAGCAACGAAUACGGCCACAACCCCCCCUCCCACAACCCCAGCUACGGCAACGCUCCCUCCUACGGCGGCGGCGGCAGACCCAGCUACGACGACAUCUCCUCGGCAACCAGCCAUGCCGAAUCGCACAGCGCGGGCACCGGCUCCUCGGACCUCUUCCAGAAGGCGCUGGGCUACAUCACCAACCGCCAUUCCUCCCAGGAGGAGGACGACGACAUCGACGAGUCCCAGAUGGUGCAGUCGCAUCAGGCCGUGUACAAUUCCAACGAGGGCCAGCAGCAUGAUUCCAAGACCCUGGGCGCUGGCGCCGCCAUGCAGGCGCUGAAGAUGUUCACCUCUGGUUCUUCGGGUGCAAGUGGCUCCGGCGGGAAGAAUGAGUUCAUUGGGCUGGCCAUGGCGCAGGCGAGUAAGCUGUGGGAGGAGAAGAGUUCCAGUGGCAUGGCUUCCGGCGACAAGCAAUCUGCCAUCAACCAGGCCGCUGAGAUGGCGCUGAAGAUGUACAUGAAGAGUCAGGGCAGUGGGUCGAGUGGUACCGGCGGGCCGGCCGGGUUGUUGAGUUUGGCCAGUAAGUUCUUGUAAGGUUGCGUGCCUUUUGCGGGCGGUGCGGUUGGGUUGGGUUGGGUUGGGUUGAGCAUCGCCAGAUGGAUGUAGCAUCAUCGCUCGCGACGCAGAUUCAGAUCAGAGGGCCGGGUCGGGAGACUUGCUUGUGUAUGUUCUUAGGAUGAGAAUCUGGAUUUGUAGUUAUUGCAUGUAUGCAUGUAUUGUGUUGAGAUCUGUGGACUUUGCGGGAGUGUAGGUUUGAGGCAUUUCGUGGUCUUCGAACUUAAUCAGGUCUUGUUGGUUAGGGUUAAGGUGGUUGCUUGGUUGGGUUUGGGGAGUGGACACAGAUGUUGGGCAUUUUUUGGUGUCCGGGCAUUUGGCUGUAUGUUGAAUGCGUUGAGUGGGUUGAUGAAGGUCCGGUUGGUGGUGAGGGCACUAUUGGACCGAC